This is a messenger RNA of Phytophthora sojae, 4686 nucleotides long. RefSeq lists its product as hypothetical. The coding region runs from base 1 to 4686 and encodes 1561 amino acids. The record is from RefSeq and is a predicted model, not a curated record. Gene Ontology annotation, molecular function: ATP binding; magnesium ion binding; ATP hydrolysis activity. Gene Ontology annotation, biological process: phospholipid translocation. The transcript has 2 exons. Gene Ontology annotation, cellular component: plasma membrane. NCBI's taxonomy places the organism in Eukaryota, Oomycota, Peronosporomycetes, Peronosporales, Peronosporaceae.
AUGCCGAUCCAGGCCGAGGCUGCGGCGGGGCCUCGCGCCGGCCCCGCGGGCCCGGAUGACCCGGCGCAGCGUCUCCGCGUGAUCCGCGUGGACCGCAAGUCGCUGCUGACGCGGGCCAACGCGGCGCAGCACCGCCGCCGACGCGAAGAGCGGGAGGCACGUCGACUGGGCAAUCGUACCUCGUCGUGGCUGUUCGCGGGAGCCAAGAGGCCGCACGAAGACACGGUGGAGCCGCCGUCGCCCUUCGCGAGCAACGUGGUGGUGAGCGCCAAGUACAGCGCGUGGAACUUCGCGCCGCGCGUUCUCCUGGCGCAGCUGCAGCGGCCCUCGAAUGUCUACUUCCUGUUCAUCGCGGUGCUCCAAACCAUCCGAGAAGUGAGCAACACGAGCGGCAUCCCGACCAUCCUGCUGCCUCUUGCAGUGGUGUUCGUGUGCAGUGCGAUCAAAGAGGCGCUGGAGGACCGAGAGCGACAUCGAGCCGACCGCGUGGCGAACAGUCGACCCGUGCUGACGCUUACGCCGCUGGGCCACUGGGAGCAGCGGCAAUGGGGGGACUUGCGCGUGGGAGACAUCGUCAAGGUGAUGAACGACCAGACCGUUCCGGCGGACCUGUUCCUGCUCUCGACGGAGGCGGUGGAGCACGAGGAUGAUACGAGACGGACACAGUCCAAUUUGGCGUACAUUGAGACGAAGUCGCUCGACGGCGAAACGAACCUGAAGAUCCGCACGGCCAUCCCGUUGGUGGCUUCGCUUUGUCGUGGCUUUGGUGGCACCAAUCGGAGCAUUGAUGGUGGAGGCCACAACGAGUUGCGCGGGAUGAUGGUGUGUGAACAGCCGAACAACCGUAUCACGAGUUUUGAAGGCACCUUUUCGGCGGUGCUCAGUCCUGCUCAAGCACAGUCGUUGGGUGUGGCUACCAGCGAUCCGAACGCUUCUCCAGUCUCUGUGCAACCUGCUGCGAGCCUCUUGCAGACUGAGGUGGGUGGGGAUGGGCUUGUGCGUGUGCGCAUGCCAGUGACGGCGAAGCAAAUGAUGCUGCGGAGUUGUGUUCUUCGCAACACGCGCUCCGUUACAGGCAUGGUGGUGUUCACAGGUCACGAGACCAAGGUGUUUUGCAGCAACACUGAGCCUGUUGUCAAGACUUCGUCUGUCGAGCGACGACUUAACCGACUCAUUAUCGGCAUUGUGUUUAUCCAGCAGCUUGUGUGCUUCCUGGGCGCGCUGCUUGGAGCACAUUGGAUGCACACGGAAGGCGACUCCUUCUGGUAUCUUCUCAGCGCUAGUGAGCGGCGGCACCACAUUUUGACUGGAGCUCCGACCUCACACCCGCUAGCCGAAGUCGCCAAGCUCCACUUGCGCUACUUCAUCAUCAUGCAAAACUUUGUUCCUAUCUCGCUGAACGUGUCGUUGGAGUUCGUCAAGUAUUGGCAAGCGUAUUUUAUCGAGCAAGAUCUGGAAAUGUACGACAAGCCGUCGGAUACUCCAGCCAUGGUGCGAUCGUCGGCGCUGAACGAAGACCUCGGUCGCGUACAUCAUGUCUUCACCGACAAGACCGGGACACUCACGAUGAACCUCAUGCUUUUCCGUUACUGUAUGGUCGGGGGAAAGCAUUACGGUGGGAUCAUGCAAGACAAAGACAUGGAGGCGGAGGUCCCCAGCGUUGCUUCGUCUCCCUCAUCGAUAACUUCGAAGGAUGGUCCAAGGUUUGUGGAUUUUGAUCCAUCCGAGCUUUUUGCUGAUCUUCAAACCGGAGGUGAGCAGGCGGAAACUCUGCGCCGCUUCUUACGACACUUGGCGCUGUGCCAUACGCUGAUCCCCACCAAAUCUCUUGCAGAAAUGUGUAGUACGUCGUUCCCAGAGUACUCUGCCUCGUCGCCUGACGAGCAAGCACUGGUGUCAGCAGCAGCGUUUUGCAAUGUCCGGUUUGUACACAGGACACCCGCCACUAUGAUGCUCAUGGAACCGGGGUGGGCGGCACCUAGCACAUACAAACUGCUGAAUGUGCUAGAGUUCGACAGCGACCGAAAGCGAAUGACGGUGAUUAUUGAAACUCCCGAUGGUACACUCGAGCUUCUUUGCAAGGGGGCGGACAAUGUGAUCUUUGAACGACUGGCGGCCGAUCAAGCUACGAUUCCUGGCGGCAUGUCCUACGAUGAAGCUGCAGACCAGCUCACGGUGUAUGCGAAAGCUGGUAUGCGCACACUCUGUCUCGCGUAUAAAACGAUUAGCAGGUCGGAGUAUGAGGACUGGAAUGCCCGUUAUUCCCAGGCCCAUGCUUCCAUGGAGGAACUGGUUAAACGACGCCAAGGCCGUGAAAAUGCAAUUGACCCACUGAUGAACGAGAUUGAGCGCGACCUUAUCCUGCUUGGUGUCACUGCGGUUCAAGACAAGUUGCAAGCUGGAGUGCCUGCGACGCUACGUUUGCUGCAGGAGACAAAAAUUAAAGUUUGGACGCUCACGGGCGACAAAAUGGAGACUGCUGUGAACAUUGGAUACGCUAGUGCGUUGCUCUCGCACGAUAUGGACGUCCAGCAAAUUGGCGGUGAUGACUACAGCUCGACAGCUGCGGCACUAAAGGAGUUGUCCCAGCGAAGUGAGGCUUCCCUCACUUCUUCUUCCUCGAGGUCCAAAGGAGGUAGAGGGGUGCGCCGUCGCUCUCAUGAUGCUAGACGCAGACCACGGUCCCGGACAAACAGUUUCCUGGGUAGUGCGAAAGCGGCGAUCAGCGAGUUUUUCUUCGGUUCCACGGCAAAGCACAAGCGGAAACAAAAACGAAAACGCCACCGAAGUCGUCGUACGUCCAGGACUUCGACGUUCAGCCAAACACCGAUGUAUUCGUCCGUUGCGACUGACGCUGAGUGUGCCGACAAGUUCACGUCCGAUGAAGAAUCACUGUAUGAUAUCGGGAUUGACGCUGACGACGAGGCAAUCCACACCGCUGAGUAUGGGUCUCUCACUGGAAGUUUGUACGGUGGCGAAAAGCGUCACCAGAAUGGCCCAUCAUCGCAGCAGUUAGCACUCGUGAUCGAUGGACAAGCCCUCGAAUUCGCUCUUCGCCCUCAACUGCGCAAAUUGUUCUACCAAGUCACUCGGCAGUGCGCUUCAGCGGUAAUUUGCUGCCGCGUGUCCCCCAAACAGAAGGCUGAGAUUGUUGAGUUUGUGCGUGAAUUUGAACCGGACAGCGUGACGCUUGCGAUCGGAGAUGGAGCGAAUGAUGUAGCGAUGAUCCAGUCUGCGCAUAUCGGUGUGGGUAUUUCCGGUCAGGAAGGAGCGCAGGCUGUGAACGCUUCAGACUACGCCUUGGCUCAAUUCCGCUUCCUGCAGCGACUAUUGUUUGUGCACGGUCGCUGGGCCUACCGUCGAGUGGCGAAGCUCAUGAGCUACAUGCUCUACAAGAACGUGACGUAUGUGCUCACAACGUUUUGGUUCGGCUGCUUCUGCGGGUUUUCCGGUCAGCCCCUUAUCCUGGAUGUGGCCGCACAGAGUUUCAACGUUCUCUACACGAGCGUACCGUUGGUUCUCUUUGCCGUGUUCGACCAAGACGUCUCAUCUACGAGUGCUGCCAAGUUUCCGUACCUAUACGCGCUCGGUCAAAAGAACGUUCUCCUGCGUCGUCGUGUAUUCUGGCCGUGGAUCUUGAAUGGCGUUUGGCACUCGCUCGUCAUCUUCUUUGUUUCUGCCUGGGCGUUCGAGGGCUUUGGCCUAAGCAUCCGCGACUUCCCGGUUAUCGCCACCGAGACGGGAAAAGGUGGUGGUCUUGUCACUCUUGGGUUCGUGGUGUUCACGAAUCUGGUGAUUGUCGUGAACCUGAAGUUGUGUCUCGAAACGUUCAUGCUCACGUGGCAGUUCGUGCUGACAGUGACCGUGUCUGUAUUGUUGUGGUUCGCCGUCGGCUCUCUCAUUUCGUUGCCGAACACGGGUUUUCCGCAAGCCACUGGCGAGAUGGAGUAUCUUCAAGAGCUGCCGACCUUCUGGCUUGUGUGUCUCCUGGUGUUGUCGUUGAGUCUGCUGCGCGACGCUCUUUGGAAGAUCGUGCGCCGGUUCUCGCUGCCCUCCAUGUAUCAUAUUCUCCAGGAGCGCGAGCUCAUGGGCUUGCCGAACUCUCCGCGUGGUAUGAUGCGCGAGCACAGGAGGGCUGUAUCGAAUACGGCGUGGUCGGAUGAACCAGCUACAGUUGUGGACUACGCCAAGCUGUUCAGCAACAGGCCGCGACGGGAAAGCCCAGAGGAGACGCUCAUGCGCUCUUCACCACUCGGUGAGAGGCUAAUCGCGUCGCCAUUUUCGUCUUCGUCGAGCGGUGGGGAUACGAUCCAUCCUGAUCAUGCAGCAGGGUUCCCGAGUCGCGAGAAGAAGCGUAACAUCCGCAUACGCGGCUCAUUUCAUGCCAUUGGAAGCAGCGGCAGCUUCGGCGCAGGUGUGGAGCCGUCUUUCCUCGAAGCGCCGGGGUCGGUUGCAGUGAACGCCGCGACUGUCGGAGUUGGAGCGCGCUCGUCAUCGUUCAUUGGGGUACCUGGGGCCCAAUACCACGGCUACGCGUUUUCGGAGGAUGAGAACGUGGACAGUGAUGUCGAGGCAGCGUCCUCCAGUGCAUCUCGAGGCGACGCUGACCAGGCUAGGACGACGGCAUUCGGGCAUUCGUCAAUCAAGAAGGUGCUCAAGUCGGUUCGUGGUAGAAAGACUGCAUGA